This is a messenger RNA of Miscanthus lutarioriparius, 534 nucleotides long. The record is from the annotation of a GenBank genome assembly. Lineage: Eukaryota; Viridiplantae; Streptophyta; Magnoliopsida; Poales; Poaceae.
AUGGCCACCACCUCCGUCGCCGUCGCCGCCGCCUCCCCCCACCCCUACCUCUCCCGCUCCCGCUCCCGCCGCCGGAGCCCCAGCGCCACCUCCAGAGCCUCGGUUCGGGGUCGCCUCCCGCCAAUCCGGUGCUCGUCCGCCUCCUCGUCGCCACCGCCGGCCACCGGCGGCGAGGAGGGAGAAUCGGGGCGCGGGCGGCUGUCUAAGCAGUCUUCGUGGGAGGCGAAAGACGCGGAGGGGGACGACUACCUCUACCGCCUUGGGAAGGAGGCGGACAACUUGAACGUCACCGUCGGCGCACGGUCCGGCAUCGUCGAUGACCUCUUCGUCGGAAACUUCCUCGGGAAAGACUCGGAUAUUGUGUUCGAUUACCGGCAGAAGGCAACUAGAACAUUCGAGUACCUGCAGGGGGAUUACUACAUCGCACCCGCCUUCCUCGAUAAAGUUGCUUUUACUUUUGCUCUUGCACUUGGCGUGGUAAUUACUGGUUGUGAUUCUACUGAGAAAUGUAUUAAAUGGGAGUGGUUAGCAUAA